Molecule: messenger RNA, 745 nt
Organism: Gastrolobium bilobum
Lineage: Eukaryota; Viridiplantae; Streptophyta; Magnoliopsida; Fabales; Fabaceae
Exons: 3
Coding region: 127-414 (95 amino acids)
Source: RefSeq, a predicted model, not a curated record
ACCAAAAAUACGAUUGCGUUCGAAACAUAAACCCUUAUCUCUCCCUCAGGGUUCGGACCUCGCUCACCCUUUGCCGCUUCUUCCAACAUCUUUGGUUUUAAUUGUAUUAUCUAAAUUGACGGUGUUAUGGGAAGCGAAGAUGCGAAAGAUCCGUUGAAAGGGGUGGAUUGGAAAGCUGUUGGUGGUGAUAUGCAGCGAAAUCCGAGUGUUCAACCAACUUUGAAGAAACGACUUCCCAAGAGAGUUAGGCAAAUUCCAGAAUAUUAUUAUCUUCCUAAAUGGCCACUACCCUCUGCCAUCUUAUUCUGUAGUGCAUGUAUUGCUGGUGGAGUUGGCGCUGGAAUGUUAGUGGAGGCCUGGAUUCACAAGAAAGUUAAAGAAGAUGGAGGGGUGAUAUGGGAGUUUGACAAAUAAACUCUUGAUGUUGGUGCUACCAAUGCACGUACAUGGCUGCCUCUCUUGCAAUCCUCAAACUUUUCCAUAAUUAUUAGUGUGAUCCAGAAGUAUCUUGUUCUUAACUAGACCCUGUUGCCUGAAUCAGUUGACAGGUUUAUGACUUCUUGUUCAAAUUUGUGAAACAAAGAAGUUUUUUAACAAGGAAACAUUAAAACAGCAACUAGAUGGACAUAGUUUAUGGUUUCAAUUCAUACCUAUUCAGUUAUUGUAUGAUCUUAAUUUCUUUUGCUGAUUAUAAGCAGUAAAAAGAUUAGAAUUUGAGGUCUCAGAAAGUGCAUUUAUGAUUAUU